GCCCAUGUGUGUCCUCCGGGAUAGAGUUCGCUUUAAGGAGAUGUUUAUGUUUCCCGAGGGGAAGGAGGUUAAACAGCCCUGAAGAUUAGAUUAGAUUCUGCUCCCUGCCCGGGUCCCCGGGCCUCAGUAAAUGCCGGCAGAUGUCACCUGGGAAGUGAAGGACGAACGGCGUGCGCAUGCGCACAGGCGCCACAUGGGGGCGGGAGCCCGCCGAGCCCCUUCCCCAAGUGGGUGAAGAUCAUUGCUAAGAAGAACUCUGGGUAUAAGAAUGAACACAAUGCAUGUGAUGAUGGCUCAGAUCUUGAGAUCGCAUCCUAUAAAUGCUUCAGUGAUACAGAAUCGAAUGAAGAUGCUCCCGCAUCUUGAUCUCUUUAGAAAUAGAAUGAUGUCAACUCUUAAAUCUAAAAAGAAGAUCAAAGAGUAUUAUAGACUGCUGAAUUUACAGGAAGGUUGUUCUGCAGAUGAUGUCAGGGAAUCUUUCCAUAAGCUUGCCAAGCAGUACCAUCCAGAUGGUGGUUCCGAUACUGCCGAUUCUGCCACAUUUAUAAAGAUCGAAGAAGCUUAUCGGAAGGUGCUUUCCCAUGUGACAGAACAAACAAAAAUCAGAAAGAAUAAAGCUGUGGAAGCGGAAGAGGAAGAGGAAAAGUUUAGAUAUCAAACACCCCAACACCGACACUAUUUAAGUUUUGAAGGUGUUGGUUUGGGAACACCAAGCCAACGAGAGAAGCAAUAUAGGCAGUUUAGAGCAGAUCGUGCAACUGAGCAAGUGAUGGAAUAUCAAAGACAGAAACUACAAAAUCAAUAUUUUGCCCAUAGUUUAACUGUGAAAGAUGUAAGACAGAGUAAACAACAAAAAAUCACUCAAGCAAUAGAGCGUUUAGUGGAGGAUCUCAUUCAAGAAUCAAUGGCCAAAGGAGACUUUGAUAAUCUCAGUGGGAAAGGAAAACCUCUUAAAAAAUUCUCUGGCUGUUCAUAUAUUGAUCCCAUGACUCACAAUCUCAACAGAAUAUUGAUAGAUAACGGAUACCAACCAGAAUGGAUCUUAAUGCAAAAGGAAAUAAAGGAUACUAUUGACGAACUCCGAAAUGCAAUCUUAGUGUCAAGGAAAAAACUUGGGAAUCCGAUGACCCUCAUGGAACAGAAGCAGUGGGACCAAGUUUGCAAGGAGUUUGAAGACAACAUCAGAAAACUAAACAAGCGAAUUAAUGAUUUUAAUUUAAUUGUUCCCCUCCUGACUAGGCAGAAAGUUCACUUUAAUGCACAGAAAGAAAUUGCAAGAGCCCAGGAAAUAUAUGCUACCCUUAUGAAAACAGAGGAGGUCACAGAUAAAAAGGCAAUUGAUGCUGAGCAGGGAGAAGUGGAGGAAACAUCUGCAGUUAAGACAGGUUUCUUUAACUGGAUGAAUGUAUGGAAAUUUAUUAAAAUAUAAU
Suncus etruscus (white-toothed pygmy shrew) is the source of this 1430-nucleotide messenger RNA. RefSeq names its product DnaJ heat shock protein family (Hsp40) member C28 (gene DNAJC28). Lineage: Eukaryota; Metazoa; Chordata; Mammalia; Eulipotyphla; Soricidae. The transcript has 2 exons. The record is from RefSeq and is a predicted model, not a curated record. Bases 269 to 1429 code for a protein of 386 amino acids.